Molecule: messenger RNA, 4422 nt
Organism: Trichoderma reesei QM6a
Lineage: Eukaryota; Fungi; Ascomycota; Sordariomycetes; Hypocreales; Hypocreaceae
Exons: 3
Coding region: 1-4422 (1473 amino acids)
Biological process (GO): mitotic sister chromatid cohesion; DNA repair
Cellular component (GO): chromatin; nucleus
Source: RefSeq, a predicted model, not a curated record
AUGGAAUCCGAGCCCGAGGCGGAGGCAGAGGCGCAAGAAGCCGAGGGCGAAUACGAGGGAGACCACCGGAGACUGCGCUUCAACGAGGAGCUGUCAUGGCGGCCUGCGAAGCCCAUCCCCAGCGCCACGCUGCUGGCCCGUCUCGAGAGGCUGUCCAAGGAGCUGGCAGACUUUGAGCAGGGCGAGGUCGAUUUGAGCUCGCUCAGGGGCGUCGCCGAGAAGCUGGCACAUCGCAACCUGCUGCAGCACAAGGAUCGAGGCGUCAAGGCCUACACGGCCUGCUGUUUGGUGGAUAUCCUGCGGCUGUUUGUGCCAGACGCCCCCUUUACAGAUGAUCAGCUCAAGAUGAUGUUUGGGCUGUUUAUCAAGGACAUUCUCCCCAGCCUGCAGGACCCCACAAACCCAUACAACAGCCAGCACAAAUACGUUCUCAUGUCUCUGACCGAUGUCAAGAGCAUUCUGCUCCUAACCGAAAUACACGGAGCCGACGACCUGCUAUUACGCCUGUUCAAUUCCACCUUUGACGGAGUCUCUGCAAACGCCAAGGCCCCGGCUGAGGAGCAGGUUGCAAAGGAUGUCGAGAUCCACUUGACGGAGAUGCUGGUCCAGCUGAUUGACGAGUCUCCUGGCAGCGUCCCCGCGAGUGUCAUCGAUGCCAUCAUCAGCCAAUUCCUGCGAGCUGCUCCUCCUGGCGGCGGCCGAAGCAAGGAGCAGAACGACAAGCAAUCGACACUCCUCCUCAAGACAGAGCCGCCAGCCUAUAUCAUGGCCAAGGCCAUCUGUAAUGCGUGCGCGGACAAAAUGGCACGCUAUGUGAGUCAGUACUUCAGCGACGUGAUCCUCAAUGCCUCUGGGUUUGCGACUGCGGGAAAUGGCGCCCGCCAUGGGGACGACUCGGAGGAGGAAGAUGCACAUGCAGGACCUUCAGAGGCCGAUCUCAAGAGUCUUCGCCAGGCUCAUCUUCUCAUCCGAGAACUUUGGCGAGCGGCGCCUGCUGUGCUGCAAAAUGUGAUACCGCAGCUCGACGCCGAAUUGUCUGCCGACAACGUUCACUUGCGGCUCAUCGCUACAGAGACGUUUGGCGACAUGAUCUCUGGCAUUGGAGCUGCUGGCCCUCCGCCGCCUCCUGUUCUCGACCCUGCCGCAUACCCUCCUAUUAAGCUGAUGGAUGAUACCCCUCCGCCAGCCGCAGCCGAAGCCAACGUUCUCACCAAGCCCUAUUCUCCGCAGUCAUUUGCGCAGUCGCACGCAGCGACGUAUCGCAACUUCGUUGGCAGGAAAAACGACAAGACGGGCACAAUCCGCACAGCCUGGGUCACUGCUAUUGGCUACAUCCUUUCGACUUCUGCGGGCGGCAUUGGACUGAGCACCCAAGAGGAGAGCGAGCUGGUGAGAGCUCUGGUCGACAAGUUGAAUGAUAGCGAGGAAAAGGUCCGGUUAGCAGCCGUCAAAGCUAUUGAGCUCUUUGACUUCCGAGACAUCGUCCUAAAGCUUGGCAUCCUCGGCGGUGUCGAAAAGGAGGGCUCGGUUUUCGCCAGUCUGGCAGACAGAUGUCGAGACCGAAAACCAGCCGUGCGUGUCGAGGCAAUGGUUCUGCUCGGCAAGUUGUGGGCUGUCGGCGCUGGGGAAAUUGCAGACGGACAGGAAGCUGUGACCGCUUGUCUCGCGGGCGUUCCGUCACGCAUCAUCAAUGCCUUCUACGCCAACGAUCCCGACCUCAACGUCCUUCUCGAUCGUGUCAUGUUCGAAUGCCUGAUACCCCUGAAAUACCCCCUGAUAAAGGGCAAGGGAGCCAAGACUGCGGCUGCGUCCUCGCAGGGCAAGGCUGCGGUUGGCCAGGCGGACCAGGACAAGAUUCGAGCCGAGCGAAUUCUCCUGAUGCUCAAGUCGCUCGACAAUGCGGCACAGAAGGCUUUCUUCGCCAUGCAGGCACGCCAGCCUCAAUUCGCCAAGGGUCUUGAGAUUUUCAUUCAGCAAUGCGAGGCCUACAAUGGCGGCGUCAUUGAGGCAAACGAGGACAAGGUCAAGGCCGGCCUCGCCAAAACGAUGCAGUGGUUCGGUGCUUACUUUCCCGACCCCUUAAAAGUUCGCGCCGACUUGCAGAAGUUUGUCAAGCUCAACGAACGGCGCUGCUACCAGCUCAUCAAGUAUGCGAUCGAGUCGGAGAGUGACUUCAAGACUGUCAGGCGCGCCAUUGCAGAGCUGAUUACGAAAAUCUCAGCAACCUCCGCCGCCAGUUCUCUGGACACCCUGAUUCCCCUGCUAUAUCGAUCCAGCUGUCUCAUGUUCAACCGAAGCCACUUGGCAACGAUCAUGGACUACUCCAAGAGCGACAAGAACGGUUUCGCCGCCGUAGCACAUCAGGUCCUGAACGACAUAUCACAGCGAAAUCCCGACAUAUUUAAAGCCCACGCUGAAGAACUGCGGAAGGAGCUCAUCCAGAAAGCACCAACCGAGUCCACCAAAUCCCACGAUGCCAGCGUCGUCGAUAUCCUCAAGGCCUAUUCAUCGUAUGCCAAGCGAUAUCCCGAGGAUAUCAACCUUGACCGGAGCUUCACGCAGACGCUCAUCAACUACGCUCUCUACGGCGUGCCCAUCAAAACACCAAAGUACGCCGUCAACAUUCUUCUGGCGAAGAACGACGAUAAGAGCAAGGCGACAGCCACCAACCUAUUGCGCAAGGUCAUGGCCAACUUUAAGUACGAAGCACCUCAUCUCCUCAACAAACUAGCCACCAUAAGUCAGCUUGAGCGCUUGGCGCCGACUGUUACAGUGGAUUCGGACCGGGCAAUCAACGACAUGAUCAUCAGGCAGAUUCUGCGUGAGGUCCGAACCAACGCCACGGAGAAGGAUCCUUCCUGGGUUGAUGACGCCGACAUGGAUGAAGAGAUCCAAGCAAAGUGCCUCUCUAUUCGAAUCCUCGUCAACCAAGCUCUGGCUACCUCGACAGAUGCUGAUGCCGAGGAACGGAUCAAGCCCGUCUUCAAACUCCUCAAAACCUUGGUCGUCUCGGAAGGCGAGUUUUCCAAGGUCAAGGAUACGCCCAAGCAUCACAAGAAGCGUUUGAGGCUCAUGGCCGGCCUCAUGAUUCUAAAACUCUGCACGGUGAAGAAGUACGACGAUCAGUUCGACCAUGCGAGUUUCAACAAGCUUGCCGAGCUUGUUCAAGACACCGAGCUCCAGGUGCGCCGUCGGUUCAUGGACAAGCUGCAAAACUACCUCACUCGCGGCAAGCUGCGCGCGCGUUUCCUCACCAUCCUCUUCCUCACAGCGUUUGAGCCUUUCCCAGAUCUGAAGAACCGCGUGGAGACAUGGCUGCGGUCACGUUCCCGGUACUAUGCAGAAAAUGGGCAGCAGAUCAUGGAGGCUCUCAUGGGAAGACUCAUCCCCUUGCUGGCCCAUCAUCCAGACUACACCUCCGACCCAGCCGACUUGGUUGAUUUUGCAAACUACUUCCUGUUUUAUCUUGCCGCAGUCGCGACAGAGCAGAACAUAUCGUUGAUUUACAAGUACGCCGAGAGAGUCAAGCAGACACGUGACGGUGUCGACCCGGAGAAGAGCGAGAACCUCUACGUAUUGAGCGAUCUGGCGCAGACCUUGGUACGCAAGUACCAGGAGAGAAAGAAUUGGAGCUUCCAGGCUUGGCCGGGCAAGGUCGGUCUGCCUACAGGCCUGUACACUGCUCUUCCGUCCAGCGAGGUUGCCCAACACAUUGCAAAGAAGCAGUAUAUCCCGGACGAACUGGACGAAAAAUUGGACGACUUGAUUCGAGCCAUGGACAGGAAGAAGAAGCGAAAGUCGCUCCAUGAAACGGCAGACCAUCCAGCAAAGAGAUCCAAGACCCAGAUGAAAACCGUCAUCCGUGAGAAGCCAGGUCCCAAAGCCAAAUCAGCCAAGGCUCCUGGCAAGAAGGCGGCAAGGCCCAAGGCGACUCCCAAGGCCAAGAAAACAGCACCCUCUGUGCCUGAGGGCGAACGACGCCGCAGCGGCCGCGCUCACGCCAUCUCGACGUAUACGGAGCGUGGGGACGAGGAGGACGAGGAAGAAAUGCUGGAAGGGGUAGCGGAGUGGGAGUAUGGCGACGAUGACGAGGAUGAUGAGGAGGCAUCUGAGCAAGAGGAAAGCGGCAACGAGGACGAGGAGGAUGGCUCCGAGGCGGACAAGGCCGAGCCCGAGCCUGAGCCCGAAGCAGAAGAGGCUGAUGAAGAAAACGACGAAGAAUCAGAGCCGGAGCCGGCAGCCCCGAGGAGCAACGGGAGGAAGUCAACCGCCGCCGCUGCCGCCGCCUCCAACAGGGGCAAGGGGAAGACCCCAGCCCUCAAGGCCAGCGUGUUGGCGAAGACGAAGCGGCCGGCGCGCGCCACUCGAGGACGGCCUUCCAAGGGUGCGUCGGACAUGGACGUGGAUGAGGACGACGAGUAA